AUGUCCAGGCGCAAACUUGGCAGCAGACCGCAGCACCUGAGUGCCAUUCACGAAUCUCCUGACACAGCGGACGGAAGCGUCCCCCCGCCGCAGGACCGCCGCUUAGCCCCGCACAUCCUGACACCCGAUGGGGGCGGUGACCUCUUGACCUGCGGCCAGUGCAGCCUGGCCUUCCCCCUGGCGCACAUCCUGGCCUUCAUCCAACAUAAACAGGGCGGAUGUCUCCGACGAAACCAAGUUGCCCGCGCCGCCCCCCCCUCGCCUGCCCACCGGGCCUUGCAGCAUCAUCGCGCCACUGCCUCAGCCGUGCCAGGCUUCAUAGAGCUGAGAAGGGAGGAGGCGGCGGCCACGGAGCGAGGCUGGGGGGCGGAGCUCGAUGUGAAGGUGGAGCCUGGCAAAGCAGGGUCCGAGGAGCCCUCCUAUUUCACAUGCCAGCAGUGCGAAUGUGUGUUUCCUUCUGCAUGGGCUCUGCUAAAACACGCCCAGCACACGCAUUCCUUCAGCAUCUACCAGGAAGACGAAGACAACGAGGACGUUGGAGCGAGAGGAGUUCUGAAGGAGAACCAAGCUGUCGCGGCCACACUGGAUCCUCGUCACCUGAGUCAAGCGCUCGCCUCAGCCUUCCAGCCCUCCGCCUUGCGAUUGGCUCGCUCCCGGCCGGCACCUCCUGCAGCGUCCCCUGACAACCUCCAGGCUCUCAACUUCUCGGAGCGUCUGAGGGUGCUCGCUGUGGGCACCAACAACAUGAAUAACCCCGUUGGCGGUUCGCCAGGAGGCUCUGCGCCAUCCCCGUCCUCCUCCCCGCCAGCAGCGUCCCCUUUUCCUCAAGCGGGAGUCCUUCAGUCCGGGUUCCCCUGCGAGCUGUGCGACCACAGCUUCCAGUCCCCGCGCGCUCUCUCCGCUCACCGUCGGACUCACGCGUGCGAGAGGCCGUACCACUGCGGAGUAUGCGGCCAGGCCUUCUCCCAAAGCGGUCUACUGGCCCGUCACAUCAGGGGCCACCACCGGGAGGCUGCGGGGAGUGGGUACGACUCAGCAGAUAUGGUGGUGAUAGACACCACCAGGGGGAGGCUCCAAAUGCAACCGGGGAAGGGGACAACUGAUGUUCGAGCGCAAGGCCCCUCAGAGUUGGACCCGAAGCUCCCCGCUGUCGCCUCAAGUCUGAUGUUGCUCCCCUCGCAGGUCAGACCUCCGGAUAGAGAGCUGCUCAGGUUCUACCAGAGCCGAAGAGACUGCGGCGAAGAAGAGGCCGAGGCUCGGGUAGAGCCCCGGCGCGCCUCCCCGUGCGCCAGCCCUUCCGAGGGCUCCCUGGAGAGCGGAGAGACAGGCGGCAGCGGUGAAAGUGGCAUCGCGAGCGGGAACUGCACGCCCAAGCGGCCAGAGAUCAACGAACGGCCAGAAGUGGUCGACUUCAGCUCGGCCCAGGUCAGCGAGGCGGUGCAGGAGUGGCAGCGGGAAAACGAGCGGAGGAGUGGGGUAAGCUCCGACGUCACGUCCAGCUUGACCGCCAAAAAGAAGAAGGACGAGGCAUGCGAGUACUGCGGCAAGCACUUCCGCAACAGCAGCAACCUGACGGUGCACCGCCGCAGUCACACAGGAGAAAGGCCGUACCGCUGCGGCUUAUGCAGCUACGCCUGCGCUCAGAGCUCCAAGCUGACGCGGCAUAUGAAGACGCACGGCGCCCAGGGAGCCAAGGCACCCUUCUUGUGCCAAUUGUGCGCCGUGCCGUUCACAGUCUACGCCACCCUGGAGAAGCACUUAAAGAAGGUGCACGGCCUCAGCCAUGCCAGCGUGGGCGCCUACGCUCAGGUCAGCGCCAACGACGCCUUGGCCGCCGCCAAGGUCGAAGAAGCGGCGGUGGUUGUAAAAAUGGAGGAGGAAGAAGCCAGUCUUGAUCAGAUCGUCGACAUGGCAAAGGGAGGACAUAAUAAGGAGGGUAGCGCGGGCAGUCCUUCCAUGGCUUUGACCCCUACUCCCUUAGAGCCCCCAUUCAAACUAAACCAUAUGCAGGACUGA
Molecule: messenger RNA, 2016 nt
Organism: Nerophis lumbriciformis (worm pipefish)
Lineage: Eukaryota; Metazoa; Chordata; Actinopteri; Syngnathiformes; Syngnathidae
Source: RefSeq, a predicted model, not a curated record